Molecule: messenger RNA, 1212 nt
Organism: Perkinsus marinus ATCC 50983
Lineage: Eukaryota; Perkinsozoa; Perkinsida; Perkinsidae
Exons: 1
Source: RefSeq, a predicted model, not a curated record
AUGCCGAAAGGUAAGAAGAAUCGGCCGGUGGGGCAGAAGGAGAUCGAAGCCCUCAAGUCGCCCACAACCCCCGAUUGUUCCCGUUUCCUACGUCUCUGGGUGCGUCUGACGGAAGGUCAGCGCCACAGUGCACGUAGCCUCUACAGUGGUCUCUGCGAUGUUUCUAUCGACUACAUAGAGCCCAUAGUUGGAGCGUAUAGAAAUGAUUAUGUCGUGCGCAAAUUGUUGAGCUGUAUUGACGAUGAGUCGGCUCUUCAGUACGAAGAGCUAUUUUUCCGUGGGCUACAUGAAGGGCUCCUAUUGCACAUCAUGCACCAGUGUAUCCCUGUCUUCGAGGGCGAUUCUCUCGCUAUAUUGAAGCGUGACCUACAGCCUGGCGGGGAAAAGUUUGUUGCACCAUUGUGUAAGAAGUUCGUGAAGAAUUAUGAGAGACUGAUUGAGCGCGGCGGAAGUCCCUCCAAUGAUUAUGUGAUCUCUGUCUUCCUUGGCGAACUACCCCCGCACGUGCGUUCCCGUAUGCGCAAGUACCAGACCUCUAAAGGGAGUCGGCGAUCAUUGAUGGACGUCAUGAAUGAUGCGAAGACAGCGGAGAGAGAUCUACGGAAGCGGGCCACUGAGUUCAAGGAUACCGUAGCGGUAACUACUGAUCGUCCGGAAUAUAAACAUAAGCCGUUCUCCCAACGGCAUCUACCACCCAAGCCGGGUCAGGCCGAGAACCGUGUCGCAUGCGUAGAAGGGUCAUCGAGUGCGGUAGAGUCUCCGUCCGAUCAUGAGACUGUUGGUCUUUGUCGUGCCUCAUCGAUAGAUGACGAUGGCGAUGAUUAUGUGGAAGAUGGCGAGGAUCCGUUCGAUAUAUUCUGCUCCCUCGGAACCGGUGCCCUGAUCGCAACUACUUGUGGUCAUGUGUCCGCCAAUUCGGAUGACACAGGUAUGCCUGCCCGUGAUUAUGAAGGGAUCCGGAGCGAUAUCGAAUCCCCUAGCGGGCAACCCUAUAAUCUGACGCGUUCGGUCAGUAUCAAGUGCGGUGACGAGCUCCUGGUUAGUCCACCAGAUGCUGGUAACCCGGUGACUUUGAUAAGACCCGAUGUGGCUACCAAGUUAAUUAAGGAGGGAUGUGCUCGUGGUCCUUAUUCCUUGAGGGGUACUGGCUUCAAACUCACUGGAGUUACUGGAGGUGAGGCGAUUACCGCGAAGACUUUCGUCGUCAUGAAG